Messenger RNA from Musca vetustissima, 957 nucleotides. RefSeq lists its product as uncharacterized. The transcript is spliced from 2 exons. NCBI's taxonomy places the organism in Eukaryota, Metazoa, Arthropoda, Insecta, Diptera, Muscidae. Gene Ontology annotation, biological process: mRNA 3'-end processing by stem-loop binding and cleavage. Gene Ontology annotation, cellular component: U7 snRNP. The record is from RefSeq and is a predicted model, not a curated record. Gene Ontology annotation, molecular function: U7 snRNA binding. The coding region runs from base 1 to 957 and encodes 318 amino acids.
AUGCAUCACUCCAUACAACACUCUGGCUCAUGUCCAGACUGGCUAUGGAGCGAAAACACUUUGGGAUACCAAAACAUCUUAUCAAAAAUUGAUUCCAAAGAAGAGGACCAUGUCACAUCAAAUGAAACAUCAAAACCCAUUCCCGAAGACAAGGACAAACUACAAGAAAAGGAAAAUGAAAAAAAUACUCAACCAUCCACCUCUUUGGAAACCCAAUUAGAUGAAUUGGAUAUAACCAGUGAAAGUUUCAAUCCUUUACGUUGCCUAUAUGCCCAAGAUUUUCGGGUAACGGAGAAGCAACCCAAAGUUAUCUACCAAAAUAUGGCAGCAUUUGAAACAGCGCUAAAAAAAGUUGGCAUUUGGGAUGUGGGUAAAAGACCCAAAAGUCAUAAACAAUCGGAAAGUGCUGCUACCAGCAAGGAUUCAACAAAAAUCCUCGUUGAAGAGGAGAAAAAUCAACGACGUUUCCAGGAACAUCAAAUGGCCAUACGAACCAAAGCAAAAAUUAAAAGUAAACAUACCCGGAAUAUUCUAACACAAAUGCAUAAUGCUGUGGGUCCCCUUAAGGCCUUGAAUAGCUAUAUUAGCUCCGGUGAACGGGUUCAUGUAAUGGUACGUAAAGAAAAAGGUAUAAAGGGUUAUGUUGAGGGAGUCCUCAAGUUGUAUGAUCGCCAUUGGAAUUUGUUGUUAACUGAAGUGGAAGAAUGUUAUGUUCAGCGUAAACAUAAAUUUUGCGAAGAUAAUAUUGUUAUGCCUAAGGAAAGGGGUCAUGAGGGAGAUGAGGAAGAGUGUUCCCGAAGACUUCGGGAAUUGGGAAUAAAAUUACCCAAACAGAUAAUUAAAAGUCUUAAUCGUAAAACAGUGGAAAUAAAACGGUAUCUACCUCAGCUACUACUUCGUGGCGAACAUGUGGUAUUGGUGCAUUCAGUUAAAGAGAUAGAAGGGAAGAUAUUGUAG